Nilaparvata lugens (brown planthopper) is the source of this 2149-nucleotide messenger RNA. RefSeq names its product dual specificity protein phosphatase CDC14C. NCBI's taxonomy places the organism in Eukaryota, Metazoa, Arthropoda, Insecta, Hemiptera, Delphacidae. The transcript is spliced from 6 exons. Gene Ontology annotation, cellular component: nucleolus; kinociliary basal body; spindle pole. Gene Ontology annotation, biological process: positive regulation of cytokinesis; protein dephosphorylation; regulation of exit from mitosis. Gene Ontology annotation, molecular function: protein serine/threonine phosphatase activity; protein tyrosine/serine/threonine phosphatase activity. The record is from RefSeq and is a predicted model, not a curated record. Bases 389 to 1900 code for a protein of 503 amino acids.
AUUUACAAUACCUAUUAUUAGUAAUUAAAAACAGAUUUCUAGCACAUGACAACAAUUUUUAUCUUUCAUAGUAACGCGCGUUUAUAGAACUUUUAUUUCCAGGAUUGUAUAGGUCUAACCGAUAGAAGCUGAGCAGCUCUUUUAAUAUGAGUCACCAUAAUGUAUCAACACUGUAUCCAUGCUCCUUAUAACAAUGUUUUAAAUAUUAAAACAAUUCCAAAACGCUAAAUUUACAUCACAUUAAAACCAUCUCCAUGGUUACCAAUCUUAAAGUUUUAUUUAUUUUUUAAAUUGAAAAUUACAUGAUAAAUUUUUAGGAAAUCCAAAUUUGAAAACAAUUUCUUAAAAUUUGAUUAGUAUUUAUUUGAAUUACUAUUGAAAAAAUCAGAUGGAGAAGCAAAAGAAGAUCAAUGAUCCUGCAUCUUCUACUUUCUCUUGCAAAGACGCAAUUCAUUGCACUGAAAUUAUAAAGGAUCGUUUGUAUUUUGCUACAUUUACCAGCCUGAAGGAAAGAAACAAUACGGCAGAUGUUCACUUUUUCUCCAUAGAUAACGAGCUGGUGUACAAAAACUUUUUCUCCGACUUUGGACCGCUAAACUUGGCUUGUCUGUACAAAUACUGCGUCUUACUUUCAACCAAACUGAAGGCACCGAGCUUAUCAAACAAGGCGAUAGUUCACUGGACAUCACUGGACCCUCGUAAGCGAGCGAAUGCUGCCUACCUGAUAGCCAGCUUUGCAGUCAUCUACUUGGACUACAACCCGUGCGACAUCACCCGAAACCUCACCGUUCAUAGGCAUCCAUUCCUGGCGUUCCAGGACGCCGUCCUGGGCCCCUCAUUGAGGCGCCUGCGCAUGAUCGACUGCCUGUGCGCCCUGCAGAAGGCGUUCACGUUCAAGUUUGUCGACUUUGCCGACUUCAAUCUGAAGCUGUACGAAGAGUUGGGCAGUGUGAGCAACGGUGACAUCACUUGGGUGCUGCCGGGGAAAUUGAUCGCUUUCCAGGGACCCAACGAUCUGCCGGAUCGCUUCUGUCAUAGUCCUGAGUUCUACGCCGAGUACUUUGUCGCUAAUAAAGUGGAAACCGUAAUCAGGCUCAACCAACCGACUUACGAUGCGUCUAGGUUCAAGAAAUACGGACUUUCGCAUCACGAUCUUUACUUCAUUGAUGGGUCUCCCCCGACAAUAGAGAUUGCUCUAGAGUUUUUAAGAAUAUGUGAAAACUCCAAUGGCCCAAUAGCAGUUCACUGCAAGGCUGGUCUAGGCAGGACAGGAACUCUGAUAGCCACCUACCUGAUGAAGCAUUUCCGGUUGACGGCGUUGGAAGCGAUCGGCUGGCUGCGCAUCUGUCGGCCUGGCAGUGUGAUUGGGCCUCAGCAGACCUGGCUCGAGGACCAUCAACAAUUCAUAUGGAAGUGGGGACAAUCUUACAGGAUGCGACAUUACAAGAACGAUUUUAUCACUGCGUUUGCGACCGGCAUCUACAGCUUGAACUCGCUCGGCGAGGAAGUACAUGUGGCAUCUUUACUCUGCAUUCAGGCCGAUCAAGGAGAAUCUCCUGCUGUUACAAAGAGUAGGAAAGCCUGCGCCAAAAAGAUGUCAAACAAGAAGAGCAGCACGAAUACGGCAAAAUGCGGCAGUAAUAUGGCUCCACUGUACGAAUUGCGUUCCAUGGCAAGUAGCAAAGAAGCAGGUUCAUCUCAUCCUCUCAGUGAAGGCGUUCCUGAAGGCCCUAUGCUAGUAAAAUCAGAUGAUACACAAACAAAAUCAACAUUAAAAAACUACAAACUAACUAAAGAAAAUGGGAAUCGUUGUUCUAUCACACAGGGCGAUCAAUUGAAUUCAGCAAAAUUUAAAUUGAGGAACAAGAGAAAUUCAAAAACAGUAGUGGAUUAUUCGUGAUAUUUUUGUUGCAAUUUUAAAUAGCGGUAAUACUAUUUCAUCUCUAAUAAUUUUAUGACGUAGUGUGUUUCAAGAACAAUCAAUUACAGUUUAUAUUAAUCAAAUCGAUACAGUUUGAAAUUUAUUGAAUACUACUAUUGUGUAGUGGCAGCUUUUUCCAAUUUUAUGAAUUCUACUACUACUUUUCAUGUAAGUACUUCAAGUCCAAGAUUCGGUUCCCACUAGUGCGAUACGGUACUACACGCAAUC